UCAUUUCCUCCUCUCAUCUCUCCCUCCUCCGCUCCGCUCCUGCUCUGCUCUAAUCGGCAAGCAGCACCUUGGAAGGAAAACAACAACAACAACAACAACGAAGAUUAGGAGUUGUUGAAAUUCGCUCUCUUCUCCGUCACAGCGAGAUUUGGCUUCGCCGGUGCUUCGAUUCUGAAGGCUCUAAAGAGAGACAUGGCUCGUUUUCAGGAAACCAAGCCGGAUCUGCUGAAUUCCGGCAGCGAUACGCGGAUGAUGGCCGAGGCCCGCCUCCCCAAGGCGCGAAAGCCGUACAUGAUAACCAAGCAGCGGGAGAAAUGGACCGAGGAGGAGCACAAGCUCUUCCUGGAAGCCAUGCAGCUCCAUGGCCGCGCCUGGCGCCGAAUUCAAGAGCACAUAGGCACCAAGACGGCUGUGCAGAUCAGGAGCCACGCACAAAAAUUCUUCUCCAAGGUCACCCGGGACUCGUCCGGGGACAGCGGCGGCAGCAGCUCCGGCGCCGGGCCGCCGAUCCAGAUCCCGCCGCCGCGGCCCAAGAGGAAGUCGGUGCACCCGUACCCGUGCAACCUGAGGAGCGCGCAGCCGGGGAAGCACGCCCAUGCCGCGCUCCUGCGGGUCGACAAGCCUCAGCUGUCCAUGUGUGAGCAGGGGAAUGGCUCGCCGACAUCCGUGGUGACCACCUCGCAGAUAGGCUUGGGCUCCGAGAGCUUCGACAGCGACACCUCGACCAUCGACAUUGAAGAGCGAUGCCCCACGCCGAGCACGGGGACCGCCGAGGUCGCUGUGCAAGCGCCACCAACCAAUGAUGCUAAGAAAUCCAAGGGCAGUAGUACUUCAGAAGAAGUGGUGUGUGACAACACGUCCGAUGCUCCGGUCCUGAAGCUGUUUGGGAAGACAGUUGUUGUGAAUGAAUCACACCAGCUGCCAAGCCCUGGUACCUGCGACCUGCAAACUGCCGCGGAUAUGGAACUGGAUACUUCGGCCGAGACACCCACCAGUGCACCAGAGGCAAACACAUGGAGCCCAUGGCUGGCAAACUCGCAGCAGUUCAUGUACUAUGUUCCUCAGGGUGCAGUUUUCUUCGGCUACAACAAUGGAAGUGUGCCGUACCCCGUGCCGUCGAGCCCCAAGGCAGGUCAACAGCACCAGCAACAGGCUUCUGAAGCCGCCGCCGAGCUUAGGCGGAGGGAAGCGUCGUUGAACACGGCCUCCAGCAGCGUGGCUGAAACAACAGCCAGGAAUUCUGCAGAAUCAUGCACGGGAGCGGUCGGCGGCGACGACGAAGUGGUGCAUGCUGCAGGUUUGAGAGAGCGUGUGAGCCCGACCUUGGUCCAGCAGCGAGGGUUCAUGCCGUACAAGAGGUGCGCGGCAGAGACCAAGGCGAUGCAGCCCCAGGCUCCCAGGGAGGAGGCGGAUAGAGAGAUGACCAGGCUCUGCUUGUAAACCAUGGAAGGCCUGAGGUACAGAGUGUUCAUUGGGCGUCUGCGAUCUCGCCCCAUUGGUGGAGGUUCAGAGGUCGACGUUGACCUAUAUAAUAUUGGCGUAGUUGUAGUAGGAUCGAUCGCCCUGAUGUAAAUUAACUAUUGCACAGCUCUCAUCAAUGGCAUGGCAGGAGAAUGCCGCAAGGCCUUCUUAGUUGUACGUACUAUGUUCUUGACAAAUGCACUUAGCGCCGA
This is a messenger RNA of Triticum dicoccoides, 1673 nucleotides long. RefSeq names its product protein REVEILLE 7-like. The record is from RefSeq and is a predicted model, not a curated record. Lineage: Eukaryota; Viridiplantae; Streptophyta; Magnoliopsida; Poales; Poaceae. The transcript has 4 exons. Gene Ontology annotation, molecular function: DNA binding. The coding region runs from base 193 to 1440 and encodes 415 amino acids.